Messenger RNA from Theobroma cacao (cacao), 2089 nucleotides. Lineage: Eukaryota; Viridiplantae; Streptophyta; Magnoliopsida; Malvales; Malvaceae. The record is from RefSeq and is a predicted model, not a curated record.
UUGCGUUUCAUUUUGUCAAGCGCGCUUCUCAAUUCUCACCGGUCAGCACCCAAAAACCCCGAUGAGAAGAACCCUGUUGAAGCCUCCUUAUCCCUUCUCUCUAUCCCGUCUCCAAUCUCCACUUCUGUCUAGUCCCUACAGAAAUGUUGAGUCACCGCCAAACCCUCCCAAACCGUUAUCCAACUCAAUCUCCAUUUCCUCCAGGUUCAUAUUCACUCCGAGUUAUCUUCCUCCUCCCGAGUGGAUAGAGCCCUUCUUUAAUGUCUCUGGUUUAGCCUCAACAUUUCCUCAAGACUUGCAGCCAUCUCCUUGGGUAAGCAAAAUUGUCAAUCUUUUAGAUGGUUGUUCUAACAUGGAAUCAAAUUUAGACUCGUUUUGCCACAAGUUCUUGAUCCAGUUGUCUCCAAAUUUUGUUGCUUUUGUUUUGGCAUCUGCUGAGGUUCAAAACAAACCUGAUGUUGCUUUGAGGUUCUUUGCAUGGGCUGCUAAGCAAAAGAAAUAUACCCAUAAGCUGGAAUGUUAUGUUUCUAUGAUAAAUGUUUUAGCUUUAGCCAAUGAUUUGGUAAAAGUAAGAUUCUUAUUUGGUCAACUUAAAGAAAUGGGGAUUGUAAUGACAAUGUCGUCAGCAAAUUCUUUGAUUAAGAACUUUGUGGGUCUUGGGAUGGUAGAGGAGUUGUUGUGGGUGUGGCGAAGAAUGAAAGAGAAUGAGAUUGAACCUAGUUUAUAUACUUUUAACCUUUUACUUAAUGGAUUGGUGAAUUCUAUGUUUAUUGAAUCUGCGGAGCAGGUUUUCAAGGUUAUGGAGAACAGUAAAAUUAGGCCAGAUGUUGUGAGUUAUAAUACCAUGAUUAAAGGGUAUUGUAAGGCAGGAAAAACCUAUAAAGCAAUGGAAAAGAUACGAGCUAUGGAGACAAUAAACUUGGAGCCGGAUAAGAUUACUUAUAUGACAUUGAUGCAGGCAUGCUAUUCAGAGGGGAAUUUUGAUUCUUGUUUGGGUUUGUAUCAUGAAAUGGUGGAGAAGAGAUGUGAAGUUCCGCCUCAUGCUUAUAGUUUGAUUAUUGGAGGACUUUGUAAAGACGGGAAAUGUAUUGAAGGAUAUGCUGUUUUUGAGAAUAUGAUUCGGAGUGGGUUUAAAGCAAAUGUGGUGAUUUAUACAACUGUGAUAGAUGCAUUUGCAAAAUGUGGAAGGAUGGAAGAUGCAUUAAAGCUAUUUCAGACGAUGAAAACUGAUGGGCUUGAACCAGAUGAGGUUUCAUAUGGGGCCAUUGUUAAUGGGUUGUGUAAGAGUGGAAGAUUAGAUGAGGCCAUGGAGUAUCUCAGGUUUUGUAGAGCUAAUGAAGUGGCAAUUAAUGCCAUGUUUUAUUCUAGUCUAAUUGAUGGGUUGGGCAAGGCUGGUAGAGUGGAUGAAGCUCAGAAACUUUUUGAAGAGAUGGUUGAGAAAGAUUGCCCAAGGGAUUCAUAUUGUUACAAUGCCCUUAUUGAUGCCCUUGCAAAGUGUGGGAGGGUCAAUGAUGCAUUAACACUCUUUAAUAGGAUGGAGGAUGAAGGAUGUGAUCAGACAGUUUAUACAUACACAAUACUCAUAAGUGGACUGUUCAGGGAGCAUAAAAAUGAAGAGGCAAUGAAGCUUUGGGAUAUGAUGAUUGAUAAAGGUAUCACACCAACUGCAGCUUCUUUUAGGGCUCUCUCAAUUGGGCUUUGUCUAUCAGGUAAGGUAACCAGGGCCUGCAAGAUUUUGGAUGAUCUAGCACCAAUGGGUGUUAUUCCUGAGACAGCUUUUGAAGAUAUGAUCCAUGUGCUGUGCAAAGCAGGCCGUAUCAAGGAGGCCUGCAAGUUGGCUGAUGGUAUUGUUGAUAGGGGUAGAGAAAUACCUGGAAGAAUUCGAACUAUCCUAAUCAAUGCCUUGAGAAAAGCAGGCAAUGCAGAUUUGGCCAUGAAGUUGAUGCAUAGUAAGAUUGGUAUAGGUUAUGAUAGAAUGGGCAGCAUUAAGAGGCGAGUGAAAUUCCGGAUUCUUGUUGAAAUUUGAGUAAGCGCUUUGCCUUUGUUUCUUAUUGUAUAACACAAAGGUGGUCUCGUUUUAUUAUCUAAA